AUGACUGUGUGCUUCUGUUCGAGCCUCGCUAACCUGAUCAGUCAUUUGAACCUAGAUGUACCGAUGGCGGAUUUAGAGCGCGACACCAUUCAGACCAAAACUGAACACGACGUUUCCCAAGAAUCAGCGGCCGGUAAUGGAGCAAAUCAUGGCCAAUCUGGCGUCAGCAGCGUGGAAGCCUUCAACCGUGUUCUAUAUCACUCAGGAAAGAAGGGAAAGGUGCUGCUCAUAACCCUCGUAUUCUCGAUCGGCCUCACUAUGUUUGCAUAUGCCUUGGAUCAGGGAAUCACAUCCCAGUUCAACACCAUGGCCACAUCCUCCUUUUCGAUGCACGCCGAACUUGGAGCAGUGAAUACUGCAAGCCAAAUCAUCCGAGCCAUCUCAAAGCCCUUCAUCGGAAAGCUUGCGGAUAUCACUUCCAGACCGACAACAUACUUGGUUGUGCUUGUUUUCUAUGCGGUCGGGUUCGCCGUGGCUGCUAGCUGCACCAAUCUCGCUGCAUAUACCGUUGGUAUCUGCUUCACAGCAUUUGGCAAAUCUGGCCUGGAUCUCCUGAGUGACAUUAUCGUUGGUGACCUGACAACACUCCAGUGGCGCGCCUUCUGGGGUGGCAUGCUGAGUACUCCAUUUCUGGUCACUACGUUUGUCAAUGGAUUUAUUGCAGAAAGCUUCAUCCCCGAGAAAUGGAGGUGGGGCCUGGGGAUGUUUGCAAUUAUGGUUCCAGUUCUGCUCAUCCCUGCGAUCUGGAAUCUCUAUGCAAUGCAGCACAAAGCCAAGAAAGCUGGCAUGAUCAGCAUGGGAGACAGUGGGAAUGCCCGCAAACAUGGGGAGCAAUUCCAUGGUGUCUCAGCAUAUUCUAGCUUGGCAUGGCGUGGAAUCAUUGAGAUCGAUCUUGCGGGACUUGUCCUCCUGGGGCUUGCUUUCUCCCUCAUUCUUCUCCCCUUCACUCUAGCCCAAUCGGCCAAGGGGGGCUGGAGUAAUGCCAGUAUGAUAGCUAUGCUGGUUUGUGGGCUUGUCAUCUUGGUGUUGUUCGGAAUUUUCGAAGUCUGGUUUGCGCCAAAGCCCAUCAUGACUCGACGGAUCCUCAAGAACAAAGCAUUCCUUGCUGCUGUCAUGGUUGAUAUCUUCAAUCAGAUGGCCAGUGCGACAAGGAAUAACUAUUUCUCAUCGUAUAUCUACAUCAUCAAACCUUGGUCCAACUAUGUGUGGACUGUGUUCCUGGGGACUACAACUUUGUGUCUCUGCCUGUUCAGUCCUCUUGGUGGCUUGCUGCACGCGAAAACGCAUCGAUACAAGACACUAAUGGUCACAGGAGCUGUGCUCAAGUUAAUCGGAUAUGCAAUUCUCAUCACCGGCUCCAAUCGAAGUACCGAGAAGACUGGUGCUCUUGUUACUUCUCAAAUUCUACUCGGAACUGGAGCUUUGACUGUUAUUGGCGCUCGAGUUGGCUCGCAAGCUUCUGUGCCGCACGAGGACAUGGCCACAGUCAUUUCCAACCUGUCGUUGUGGAGUACGCUGGGAAGCUCAGUUGGAUACACAAUUGCUUCAUCAAUUUGGACCGAGAAAAUGCUAGCUUAUAUGAGAGACGAAUGCCCUGCUGGCACCCCUGAAAGCAUCCUGAAAAAGAUCUAUGGGUCCAUCAAAGUGCUUCGCACGAAGUAUGAAUGGGACGACCCGAUCCGUCAGGGUGCUAUUCGAGCAUAUACCAGGACCAAUGGGGUUAUUUUCACCAUUGCAACUCUGCUUGCUGUGAUUCCAGUCAUCUUUUCGUUAAUGAUGCCAGGUAAGAGGCGCGAUGUUAUGGACUCGAGAUCUGAUUUUAACAAUUCGUGGCAGACUAUUACCUCGGAAAGCAGCAGAACGCAGUUACCAACACUGGACUUGAUGGUGCACCUGUUGAAGUUCCCAAGAGACAGGAGCCACAAAAUCAGCAGGGAGUUUGGAAUCGUGUCAAGAAUGCUUACUACAAAGACCGCUGACAAAAGCAAGCAAGGCUGUACUUUGUUCACUUUACUCACUCAUUAUUGCUUAUACUCCUUUCAUAGGCAACGAUCCAGUGCGAGUGUACCGAAGAAAUCUGGCAUUCUUAAUCUUCUCGAAAUCUACCCAAGAAGUGAUAAUUAUCGUGAAAGAAUUUUUUUUGAUACUUGA
Molecule: messenger RNA, 2151 nt
Organism: Penicillium salamii
Lineage: Eukaryota; Fungi; Ascomycota; Eurotiomycetes; Eurotiales; Aspergillaceae
Source: the annotation of a GenBank genome assembly